Molecule: messenger RNA, 1361 nt
Organism: Penaeus indicus
Lineage: Eukaryota; Metazoa; Arthropoda; Malacostraca; Decapoda; Penaeidae
Exons: 7
Coding region: 1-957 (318 amino acids)
Source: RefSeq, a predicted model, not a curated record
AUGUUGUUGCAUGCAGAUGGGCCCCUCAAGUGCUCAGCCAUCAAGGAGUCACAGUGGGCAGUUGCUGUUAUAGCUACCACUAUAGUAUGUUUCACUUGGAGGUACCCAUCAGAGAUGUUUGAGAGCAGUGCUAAUAUAGCUUUAGUAAAACUAAUGAAGGUUCAUGAACUCUUAGAAUCACUAUUGACCAACAAAAGCGCUGUGCCUAUAUCUCCUGGAGGACACAGAGAGUUAAUAGAAUUCUCUGAUGUGCAGCUUCUAGCAUACUUAGACCAUUUUGAAGAAAAGAACCGAGGAAAGGACAAGGAUCUGGAGUUUCUAUUGAAUCCUAGAGCUAAAGAUGACGGAGGCCAGAUAGACAUCUGCUUGGUGACGUCCACCACAAACACUCAAGUCACCAUAACCCCAGCUGGAGAUAAGGCACAAGAUAUAAAGCCUCCAAAAGUUGCAAGAUUCAUUUCUCACAAGCCAUCUGUGGAAGAGAUACGGGAUGAUUAUCCUGGAGUUACUGUACUGAAGGGCGUGGAUUUCUCAAGAAUACCUGCUCUCCUGUUAGAAAUGCAAGAAAUGAUGGAUUAUAAAGCACAGAAGGAAAUGGACAAGGCAGGCAUUCUUCCCACAGAUGUCCAGAGGCUCGAAAUCGAAGCCCAGCUCCUUCGAGAGGCCGAGCCCUUUUACCUCAGCCAAGAUCUGAAAUGGAAACUUCCUGGACAUAAUGGUAACUUGAGAGUGUUCAAACAGGAAAUGUGCAACAAUAUUCCAGUCCCAGACAAUGUAGCAGAUUUCAUAUCCAGCACAAAGGACAUAUAUGACCAACUGAACUCCAAGUACAAUAUCAAUGGAAGCAGUUUACAUUCUACAAGCAAAGUAAAUUUACCAAGGGAUAAAGACAUCCUCAGAUUACUUAAAGAGGCCCAGGAACUCGGCUUUUCAGGUUCUCAUUCUUUUAAAAGUUAGUUGCUUCUUUAAUAUAAAUUGAAAAAUGUAAAGUAUAGGAGAGAAAAAAGGCAUAAAUCUUUAUUCUUGUCUUGUGAUAAUUUUAGGCAUAUUGAUAUGGACUACAUUUAAUUACAAUUUAUAUCAUUAGUUGAUAAGAAUCUCAGGUUUAAACCAGAACAGUGUAAAAGAUUUAUCUAAAUUGGGUGCACACAUACAGGAUAUGUACCCACUAACAUUUUGUAAGAGUAAGAGAUGAAAAAGUACAAGCUUUAGACUAGGAUAGGCAGAUGUGCUCCUAAAAAUGGCUGUAUCUUGUAUACUUUUAUAUACAUUAGUGUUUAACAUUUGCAAAAGCAUACAAUGUUCCUUUUUUUAUAAGAGUUUAUAGAAUUUUUAUACAAAAUACAAAAUAUACAGAACAA